Molecule: messenger RNA, 3141 nt
Organism: Rhodotorula toruloides NP11
Lineage: Eukaryota; Fungi; Basidiomycota; Microbotryomycetes; Sporidiobolales; Sporidiobolaceae
Product: zinc metalloprotease
Exons: 13
Coding region: 1-3141 (1046 amino acids)
Molecular function (GO): metal ion binding
Source: RefSeq, a predicted model, not a curated record
AUGGUCGCGUCGACGGUCCAUACCGACAGCGAGUCGGACGGCGAGCGUUCGCCUCCUCCCUCGCCCGUCUCUCCUCUUGCUCCUCUUUCGCACAAGUCGCCUUCCGGUCUGGCCGUUCCUCAGCGUGUCGGCAACUUCGAGCUCAUCGCCCAUCACCAGCUCGAGGUCCCGCCUUACAUCCAGAUCGCCAAGUACCGCAGUACAAAGAGCGGACUCAAGGUCAUCUGGGCAGACUGUCCGGGCACAAUAUGUCAUUUCUGGACGACCCUGGUCACCGAAGUCUUCAGCUCGAACGGCACGCCGCACACGAAGGAACACCUCACGUUCACGGCGUCAAAGCAUUGGCCGUUCUCUGGUGUUCUCGAUGCGCUGUCGAAUCGUGUUCUUUCGCAAGGUGUCAAUGCCUGGACCGACAUCGACAAAACGACCUACACUUUCGAAUGCGCUUCCGCCGAGGGCAUGCUCAAGAUCGUCCCCGUUUACCUCGACCACAUCCUCUUCCCGCUCAUGACGCCCGAGAUCUUCAAGACCGAGAUCUACCACGUGGACGGCACUGGCCACGAGGGCGGCGUCGUUUUCAGCGAGAUGCAGGGCAACGAGGGGAGCGAAGGAUCCGUCCUCGACCUCGGGCUACGCCGCGUGCUCUACACUCGCGACAAUGCGUAUCGGUCCGAGACUGGCGGUCAGCUGGACGCUCUUCGCAAGCUCACGCUCGAGAACAUCAAGGACUUUCACGGACAGAUGUACGUGCCGCAAAACAUGACGGUCGUCGUCACCGGCGAGAGCAUCGAUCCGGCACAGCUCCUUCGCACGCUGGGCGAGACGGAGGAGGCCAUCGCGGAGGCAGGACUGGCGAAAGGACCUCGUCCUCCCGGCUGGAUUCGGCCUUUCGUCGAGUCGAGGACGGCUCGUAGUGAUCCCGUACUCGUGCGCGACAUCGUCAAGAAGGUUGAAUACGCAGACUCGGACGAGAGUGUCGGUGUGGUUUACCUCGCCUGGAUCGGUCCUUCGGUCGACGACCUCGUCACUUGCGCCGCUCUCGACCAUCUGCUCGGCUACCUCUUCGAAGGCUCGGACUCGCCUGUCUGCAAGAAGUUCAUCGAGAUUCCAAACCAGAAGUUCUCGGGCUGCGACACCAACCGAGACGUCCGCGACCCCAACAUCCUCAGCGUCUGCCUCUCCGCUGUACCUGUCUCCAGCAUCGACGCGACGGCUGGCGAAAUUCUCGACUUCCUCGGCCAACUCUGCCACGUCCCGAUUGACAUGCACCGGAUCCAGGUCGGGUUCAAACAGACGCGGCUGCAGCUCCUCGACACGCUCGAAGGCUCGUCAUCGAGCUACGUCUUCGACUCGGUCAAGCAGGACAUUAUUUACGGCGCCGAAGACGGCUCGACGCUCAAGGACGUCUUCAACGACCUGGAAGUGCUCGAGCGUCUCGCCAAGUUUCGCGAGAAGGACUGGAAGCGGCUACUCGAGCAGUGGCUCGUCGACGCUCACGCCGUCACGCUUGUCGCUGUUCCUUCCGCCGAGCUCGCCAAGGAGCAGGCGGCAGAGACCGCAACCCGCGUUGCGGCCAACCGACAGCGGCUCGGCCCUUCAGGUCUCGCUCGUCUUGCUGCCGACCUGGUGUCCGCAAAGGCCGCGAACGACCACCCUGCGCCCAAGUCGCUCGUCGGGUCCUUCUCCGUCCCCGACUACACGAAGAUUGCCUUGCCCACGGUCGAGACCGCUCGCAGCAACGGCGUCGCAGCCGGCAAGGAGUCUUUUCCGGGCCCGUUGCAGCGCAAGAUCAAUCGCGACGUCGACCUGCCCUUCUUCGUCCAAUUCGACCACUAUGAUUCGAGCUUCGUCACGGUCUCCGUGCACCUCUAUGGCCCUCCCGUUGAGCUGUUCUCGCUGUGGAACUCCUGCUUCUUCGCCAUGCCCGUCAAGCGUUUUGACGGGCGGGUAUUGCCGUUCCAGGAGGCGUACCGGCAGCUCACCGAUCUCGCCAUCGAGAUCGAGGCGGUGGUCGAGUCCGAGGGCGUCCGAGUUGCGAUUAGGGUACCAACAAAGGAUUACGAGGAAGCCGUCGGGUGGUUGGCGGACAGCUUGUUCGGGAUGCAGUUCGACAAGGACCGCCUUACGACGCUCAUUCACAGUGCGCUGCAGACGCUACCGGACGAGAAGCAGGACGCGGCAAGCAUCACCGGCGAGGUCAUCGGGUCGCUCAUCUUUUCGGCGGGCAGCGUCUAUCACCCGCUCAACCUGCUCACGCGCGUCGACGCCUUCCCCAAGCUUCUUGGACGCCUCAAGAGCGACGCGAAAGGGUUGAUUCGGGACCUCGAGAAGCUGCAGGAAACGAUGCUCGAUCCUCGCGCCAUGCGUAUGCACGUCUCGGGCGACGUGAUGAGCCUGCCGAACCCGACGUCGCCGUGGGCUCGGUAUUUCAAGCGCCUCCAGCCCUUCCCUGAGAAGCAGCUCGCGCAUCUUCUGCGGAGUCGUGAUCUGCUCACAGACCUCGGCCAGAACCCGGCUCGCAAGGCCGUCUUCUACACGAUUCCUUCGAGCGAGUCGACUUACCUCGUAACUCGAUGCGCCUGUCCCGACUGGUCCGCGACCGACUACCAAGGACUUUCCGUCGCCGCCGCAGCCCUCGGCACCGCAAACGGAUUGCUCUGGAACGCCGUGCGAGGCAACGGACUCGCCUACGGCGCGGGUAUGGGCCUGAAUGUGGAGGCUGGCCUUUUCGGCUUUAACAUUUUCCGGUCUCCCGACGCCUUUGCGGCGUUCGAGGCGGCACGAGACCUCGUCGACAACAUCGUUUCGGGCAAAGUCAAGAUCACGGAAGCCGACGUCGACGCGGCCAAGUCGUCCCUCGCCUACUCGAAGAUCGCAUCGAUGAACACUCUCGCUUCCGUUGCGAGCGCUUCCUUCGAGGAGGUCAUCUUUGGUCGUCCGCCACACUUCGUGCAGCGCAGCCUCGAGAAGAUGAAGGCCGUCACGCUCAAGGACGUCCUCGACGCUAUCGAGUUGCACAUCGUCAAGCUCUUCGACCCGAAGUCGAGCAUUUUGGCGGUUUCGACGAACGAGGAAAAGCGGGCGGAGCUCGUGGCCAACUUCCGCAAGGCGGGCUACGAGGUCGAGGAGCGUCGUUUCUGA